Messenger RNA from Vicia villosa (hairy vetch), 1471 nucleotides. RefSeq names its product probable serine/threonine-protein kinase PBL28. Lineage: Eukaryota; Viridiplantae; Streptophyta; Magnoliopsida; Fabales; Fabaceae. Gene Ontology annotation, molecular function: protein kinase activity; ATP binding. Gene Ontology annotation, biological process: protein phosphorylation. The coding region runs from base 240 to 1325 and encodes 361 amino acids. The record is from RefSeq and is a predicted model, not a curated record. The transcript has 7 exons.
GUAAGAUGUGUUGUGAAGUAUUCUUCUAAUGUAACUUCACACUUUCUCUAUACUUACUCCAUACAAGAUUCCCAUACAUGCUAUAAAAUGUACUUUUAUAAAUUAUAAGAGAAAAACUAUGUCAAAUGCAUACAUACUAUUACAAUGUGAUUUACUUCAUGUUUUUUGUUUUGUUUUGAAGAAUCAUAUUUAUUGAGAAUUUGAUUUGUUAGUGAUGAGUAUGUUGUGAUAGAGUCACCAUGCCGUUUGGUUUGGUGUCGGCAUGGAACAAGCGGCGAAGAAGCAAGUCUGAAGAUCUUUCAGACCCUUGGAUUUAUAAACCGGCCGAGUUUUGGCAACUUGAAGAUCAAACACCGCAAUCUAGUAAUAGGAUGCAUGGAUCAUCUGUUUUCACACUCAAAGAGAUGGAGGAUGCAACUUGUUCAUUCAGUGAUGAUAAUCUUGUUGGGAAAGGAGGGUUUGGUAGAGUCUAUAGAGGCAUUUUGAAGUCAGGAGAGGUUGUAGCUAUCAAGAAAAUGGAAUUGGAAGCAAUUAAAGCCGCAGAAGGAGAGCGCGAAUUUCGCGUGGAAGUUGACAUUUUGAGCCUGCUAGACCACCCGAAUCUUGUUUCUUUGAUAGGUUAUUGUGCUGACGGAAAGCAUAGAUUCUUAGUAUAUGAAUACAUGCAUAAUGGAAACCUGCAAGAUCAUUUGAAUGGAAUGAGGGAAAGGAAAAUGGACUGGCCUCAAAGAUUAAGAGUGGCAUUAGGAGCUGCAAAAGGCCUUGCUUAUCUCCACUCAAGCUCUUGUGUUGGAAUUCCUAUUGUUCAUAGAGAUUUCAAAUCCACCAAUAUUCUUUUAGAUGCCAAUUUUGAAGCAAAGAUAUCUGAUUUUGGGUUUGCAAAGCUAAUGCCAGAAGAACAUGAAAUACAUGAAACUGCUAAAGUGCUUGGUACAUUUGGCUAUUUUGACCCGGAGUAUACAUCGACGGGAAAAUUGACUCUACAAAGCGAUGUUUAUGCUUUCGGUGUUGUUCUUCUAGAGCUCUUGACAGGACGUCGAGCUAUAGAUCUAAACCAAGGUCCGAAUGAUCAAAACCUUGUACUACAAGUAAGGCACUUACUGAAUGACCGCAAGAUGCUCCGUAAGGUGAUUGAUCCAGAGAUGACUAGAAAUUCAUACACCAUGGAAUCGAUAUUCAUGUUUGCGAAUCUUGCGUCACAAUGUGUUCGUGCGGAGAGUCAUGUGAGACCUUCAAUGAUUGAUUGUGUUAAAGAAAUUCAAAUGAUUAUCUAUAGAAAUGCAAAAGGGUUGGGAAUGGUUAUGCAUAGUUUGAGGAUGCUCUAGUGACAGAAAUACUUUAUUAUACAUACUAUUAUUUGUGAGUUAGAUAAUUCAUGUUAUCAAACUGAAUGAAUAAUGUUUGUCAGAAAUCUUUGGCAAAUUUGUCCAUAAAACAAUAUUGGAAUUUGAUAGUGUUAUAACAGAAUAUG